AUGAAAGUGAAAAUCAAAAGAUAUCAUGCAAUUGCUAAUUGGACUUGGAAGACCCCUAAAGACGAUGUUUGCGGCAUUUGUCGAGUCCCUUUCGAUGGAUGCUGCCCUCAGUGUCUAACGCCUGGUGAUGACUGUCCCAUAGUAUGGGGGAAAUGUACGCACAUCUUUCAUGCUCAUUGCAUCGAAAAUUGGCUUUCAACAGCAGGAUCUCAAGGACAAUGCCCAAUGGAUAGACAGACGUUUAUUGUUGCUGAAUCUAGUAUCACACCGUAA
Molecule: messenger RNA, 273 nt
Organism: Schizosaccharomyces osmophilus
Lineage: Eukaryota; Fungi; Ascomycota; Schizosaccharomycetes; Schizosaccharomycetales; Schizosaccharomycetaceae
Gene: apc11
Product: anaphase-promoting complex ubiquitin -protein ligase E3 subunit Apc11
Exons: 3
Coding region: 1-273 (90 amino acids)
Biological process (GO): positive regulation of mitotic metaphase/anaphase transition; protein ubiquitination; anaphase-promoting complex-dependent catabolic process
Cellular component (GO): anaphase-promoting complex; nucleus
Molecular function (GO): zinc ion binding; ubiquitin protein ligase activity; cullin family protein binding
Source: RefSeq, a predicted model, not a curated record